AUGACAGAAAACUUCAUCUUGAGCGGGUAUCGCUGCCCAGGCUACACCUUUGCUCAGUGCCUGGUCUCGGCCUUCCGGCCCACCAAUGAAACUGGCAACUUCUGGACCCACUUCCUGGCCAUUUUUGUCUUUGCCUUCCACUUUCUGGAGCAGUUCUGGGGGGAAGGCCAGAGAGUGCCUGGGGGGCUUCUGGAUCCCUUCUACUACCCCCUCUGGAAUUACUUUCUGGGGGUCUGUGGCCUGCUGGUGGCCAGCAGCAUGGCCCACCUCUUCAACUCCAUGUCACUGGUCAUCCGGGAGAUCUGCUUCUACAUUGACUACGGCACCAUCAGCGCCUACACUUGCCUGAUCGCCCUAUUCUGCACCCUGGCCUGCUGCAGCACCCGCCACCAAUGGCCACGGUACCGCUACCUCAUCCGCACCCUGGUCUUCCUGCUCCCCUUUGGGGUGGUCUCGAUCCCAGUCUUCCACAAGCUGUGGCAGGCCGGGGGUGGGCAAGGAACCAGCCACUUCUUCCUGCGCCACUGCUUCUGGUUGCUGGCCUCGGGGAUCUUCAACGUCGGCAAGAUCCCCGAACGCUUCAGCCCGGGGAAGUUUGACAUCUGGGGCCACAGUCACCAGUGGUUCCACUGCUGCACGUUAAUGAGCAUCUUGGAUGAACUCUACAUGAUCCAAGGAGAAAUGCAGGAGUUGGGAGCAGGGCUCCCUCUCCUGCCCAGAGCGCCCACCUUCCUCUCCACCUUCGGCGUGAUGCUGCUGCUGCUGCUGGCUGGCAUCGUUGGCUGGUUUGGGGUCAGAGCACAUGCAAGUCACCAGCGGAGCAAGGGGACUAAAAUGCACUGA
This is a messenger RNA of Rhineura floridana, 843 nucleotides long. Its product is annotated as membrane progesterone receptor epsilon-like. Lineage: Eukaryota; Metazoa; Chordata; Lepidosauria; Squamata; Rhineuridae. The record is from RefSeq and is a predicted model, not a curated record. Gene Ontology annotation, molecular function: signaling receptor activity. The transcript is spliced from 2 exons. The coding region runs from base 1 to 843 and encodes 280 amino acids. Gene Ontology annotation, cellular component: membrane.